Nilaparvata lugens (brown planthopper) is the source of this 2986-nucleotide messenger RNA. RefSeq names its product 4-coumarate--CoA ligase 1. Gene Ontology annotation, biological process: fatty-acyl-CoA biosynthetic process; long-chain fatty acid metabolic process. Lineage: Eukaryota; Metazoa; Arthropoda; Insecta; Hemiptera; Delphacidae. The coding region runs from base 440 to 2071 and encodes 543 amino acids. The transcript is spliced from 8 exons. Gene Ontology annotation, molecular function: long-chain fatty acid-CoA ligase activity. The record is from RefSeq and is a predicted model, not a curated record.
AUAAGUCAUUGAUGCAUAAUCACUCUGUAUUUAAAUAUUCAGUUACUGGUAGUUUCGCGAUUGCACAAUGUGAAUGUGUUAUCAGUUAUGUCAGAUAAGUUUGCAUAGUGCUCUACUGAAAAUGGUUAUCAAAACGAUCAUAAAUCACUUAUCGUAGUCUUGUUGUGCACAUGAAAUAUAUUUUCUAUAUUUAACCUAGUCGCCUUGUUUCUUUUCAAAUUAUAGGAAACUUACUAUUUAUAAUUAUUUGAGAAGUUAAUGUUUUCAUAAUAAAUACCGUACACGGAUUGUACCGUAGUUCGAUACAGUAGCAACAACCGGUAGUUCAAUUUUUCUAUUAAUUAUUUUAUAUAAAUAAUACAUAAACUUUUGCUGCAAUUUUCAUAAGGAGGAUAAAUAAUAAUACAUUAGCCAAGUUGCUGACUCCAUCCGUUUAGAAAUGAAAGAACCAAAUGUUUUAUAUGGACCACCGCUACAAACGAUAUUCCCGAAUCGAAAAGCUAAUGAAUCGUUGUCCACGUUGAUGUACAAUAGACUUCGAGAACAUGGGACUAAAGUAUCUCAGAUCGAUGCUGUUACUGGACGAAAUCAAACGUUUGAGGAUAUUUUGAAUUCAUCGUGUAUUCUAGCAUCCAGUUUGAAGAGCAGAGGAUUGAUUGCUGGAGAUGUUUUGAGUAUUUGCAGUGAAAAUAGGUUGGAAUUCACAAUCCCGUUAGUGGCUGCUCUGUAUAUUGGGGUUGUAUUUGCACCUCUCAAUCCUGCCUAUACUACAGAUGAGAUAAUACAUGCGCUAACAAUAUCGAAACCAAAAAUAAUUUUCUGCUCAGCCAGAGUUCUGAGUUCAAUCUGCGAAGCCGUCAGGAAAUGCACAUUUGUAUCGGAGAUCAUACUAUUCGAUCAGAAUGAAGAGUCGCUUCCCUGCAAAGUUACCUUCUACUCUAAGCUGUUGGAGUCAGCGCCGCAAGCAGCUGAUUCAGCUGUUUUUGAGGCCAUGCAGUUCGAUUACAGAAAGCAGACAGCUGUUGUAUUGUGCUCCAGUGGAACUACCGGUCUGCCCAAGGGUGUAAUGCUAUCUCAUGCUAAUUUGGAAGCUUUUGUUGUGGCUGGCGGGAAUCCGCGGCAACUAAGCCUCACAUCCGAUGAUAGAAUCCUGGGAUUGUUGCCCUUUUUCCACGGCUAUGGAUACGGAAUGAUUCUUAAUUGUAUCCUGUUGGGACCAACAUGUGUAAUUCUACCAAAAUUCGAAGAAAAUCUUUUCCUUUCAACCAUAGAGAAGUAUAAGGUGAGUGUUUUACCCACUGUACCGCCGCUGAUGGUGUUCCUAGCGAAACAUCCGUUGGUUGACAAGUACGAUAUGUCCAGUGUGAGGAGCGUGUUCGUCGGCGCGGCUCCAUGCUCCGUGGAGACCAUCAACGCGGUCAAGAAGAGGCUCAAAUUGAAAAACAUUCGCCAAGGAUAUGGGAUGACCGAGCUGUCCAUUGCAAUCACCGCGGCUCCCAAGGAUAGCAACAAUCCGUUGACUGUUGGUAAACUGCUGGCUGGAGCCGAAGGAAAGGUGGUUGAUUUGGAGACUGGAGAGAGCGUUGGUGCCAAUGUGAUCGGAGAACUGUGCUUCCGCGGACCUCACAUCAUGCAAGGAUACUAUGACAACCCCACUGCCACUGCCAACAUAAUUGACAAACAAGGCUGGUUACAUACAGGAGAUGUCGGAUACUAUGACCAAGAAGAAAACUUCUACAUUGUUGAUAGACUGAAAGAGCUCAUCAAGUAUAAAGGAUUUCAGGUAGCCCCAGCUGAACUGGAGGGAGUGAUUCUUACGCACCCCCAGGUUAAAGAUGCGGCAGUCAUAGGAAUUGCAGAUGAGUCAUCAGGUGAACUGCCGAAAGCUUAUGUGGUCAAGCAGCCAGGAGCUGACAUCAUGGAAAGAGAUAUAGUCGAUUAUGUCAAAGGUAAGGUCUCCUCACAAAAACGUCUAAGAGGAGGAGUGGAAUUUGUAUCAGUGAUACCGCGCAACCCUAGUGGAAAAGUUCUACGGAGGAUCUUGAGAGAUGGAAUCAAAUCAAAAUUAUGAGGACUUCUCAUUUUCUUCAUGGUUUUUAAAGAUAGACUUGGUGGCGUGAAGUUUUUCAAACAAUUUUAUAUACGUGAUUAUUUUCGUGGAAUAGGCUAUACCUUUCAAACACUUUGCAAAUAGUCUCUAUUUGCAAUUUAUAUUUUCCCUGUUUUUAACAGUUGUCUUACUUGACAUCGUUCCAUCUUUAUUAUUUUAUGACACAAUUUUGUUGUAAAGCACUAUUUUUACGAUUUUUUCUGAUUUUCUCUCUCAAUCUAUCCCAUUCGUUCCCUUUUCUCCAUGAACUUGAUCAUCUGUUUGGCUCGCCCGUUCUCAUUUCUGGAGCUAGGAUUAGCGUUCUCAUUUCUGGAGCUAGGAUUAGUGUACUUCAAAAAAUGAAAUUUCUACAGCCAAUAAUAAGUAAUAAUAGUUUUUAAAAGACCAUUGUGUAAUCUAAUUUUAUUAAGAUUUCAAUGUGAUGUAUUCUUGAUUGUAAAGUGUGCUUUUGAUUUUGAUUUGAACGACUUUGGAUUUGGUUUGAGGCCUAGUUAUUAGUUUUUAAAUCAUUGGUUUCAGUGUGGAAAAAAUAAAAUUAGACAUACGGUAGCUGAAGUUUUGUUUGUGCAUUGACGUAACUUUUCAAUAACUGUUCGUAAUCAACUAUAAGUUAUAAGUUAUUAUCUAUCGAAAUAAUUGUUAAAAUUGCACUGUACAUUACAGACUGAAAAAUUCAUUAACUGUUUAGUAUUCUGUGCCAUAUUCCAAUAAUUUAUUGGAAAUUGCUUUGAAUAAUACAGAUUAACUUUAUUAUUAUUAAACUUUUAUUAUUAUAUUAUGAUUUCUUUUUGUUUAAGUGAUGUGAAAUAAAAAUUAAAAUCGAUUGAAUUAUAUUUAUUGAAAUUUAUUUUGAUAAUAAAAGUUUAAACAAAAUAC